Molecule: messenger RNA, 717 nt
Organism: Mya arenaria
Lineage: Eukaryota; Metazoa; Mollusca; Bivalvia; Myida; Myidae
Exons: 5
Coding region: 1-717 (238 amino acids)
Source: RefSeq, a predicted model, not a curated record
AUGUUGACACUUGUGGUUGGUGGCGGUUGCGAGGAGUGGCAGUUCGGUCACGUAUUGCCGUGUCUCAAGGACGUUCUAUAUGGCAUUAACGGUACCUACAACAUCUUGGCUGGGACAGACACCGAAACCGUUAAAACAUUCUGCAGUGAUGGGUCUACCAAUAGGACGGUGUCAUGUUUGGAAAACUUGUACCAAGAGUGCGGGCAACAUAACGGUCUUCUGAACAUAGCUCAGCCUCAAACAUGGCGAAACACGUUUACAGGACUGUGCAGUAAUCUCUCAUCACACGCGAUUUACAGUGACUGCAUUGUACAACAAAGAGACACUGUUCGGCAUUGUUUACACAACAACGACGAGCUUCUCCAGCGACUCCUUAAAAAGCAUACAGACACCACCCAAACAUUCGUCAUGAAAAUAUGCAGCUACUUUAAAGGUAUACAUAUAUGUACCGUGAACCCAGUGCGAGACGUGGACACCACCCCUUCUGACACCGCCAACCCACCACGCCCCUGGCUAGGGUUGCCGUAUUGGCCGGCGACCUUCAAUCCUUUUCAGUACCUUGGAAUACGUGUCCGGGCUGUUGGGAGGAAGCCGAUCCGGCCAUAUUACACAAGAAUUAAUAGUACAAAGACCCGGAACGAGAUAGAUGCUGUGUAUUGCCACCUUAUUGACGAACAGAGCCGGGACAGCGGUCCCAUUGUGAUAUUAGAUGUGUGA